This is a messenger RNA of Microbotryum saponariae, 3082 nucleotides long. The record is from the annotation of a GenBank genome assembly. Lineage: Eukaryota; Fungi; Basidiomycota; Microbotryomycetes; Microbotryales; Microbotryaceae.
AUGCGAACUGACACCGCUCUUGAUGAUAUCCCCACGCUGAAAGGUACCAACUCGCCAAGUAAGCCCUCUCCCUCCCCUCUCCAGAGACCACCCAGCGACUCAUUCUCUGCUCCGUGGUCCCUCGUCCCGCGCAGAGAACAAGGUUACCGUGCCCGUUCGGCCUUCAAGCUGAUCCAACUCAACAAGAAGUACGAUUUUCUCUCCUCGGCACGCUGCGUCAUUGAUUUGUGUGCCGCCCCCGGUGGUUGGCUUCAGGUCGCGGCCAAGAACAUGCCCCCCAAUUCGAUCAUCGUCGGUGUCGAUCUCGUUCCCAUCAAACCGAUUCCGAGGUGUAUCACCCUCGUCGAUGAUAUCACGACCGAGAAGUGCAGGAGGGAUAUUCGCGCAGAGGUCAAGGAUUGGAAGGCCGAUGUGUAAGUAGCGCAGCGCAGAUUCUUCGCGGAAGACUUUCUCCAGCAACUGACCCUCCACUGGUCCCCUUGACUGUUCGCGACAUGUUCAUAAAGCGUCUUGCACGACGGAGCUCCCAACGUCGGAUCCGCAUGGGUCCAGGAUGCCUUCACCCAGGUCGAACUCGUACUCGCCUCGCUCAAGCUCGCGACCGAAUUCCUCUCCGCCGGUGGCACGUUCGUCACCAAGGUCUUCCGUUCGAAGGAUUACAACUCGUUGAUCUGGGUCUUCAACCAACUCUUCAACAAGGUCGAGGCGACCAAACCCCCUUCGUCGCGUAACGUCUCGGCCGAAAUCUUCGUUGUCUGUUCCGGGUACCUCGCGCCUUCGAAGAUCGAUCCCAAGUUGCUCAAUGCCAAGCACGUCUUUUCCGAUAUCGACAUCACGACCAGUACGGGUGUGAACCCCCUUUCGGCCGUAGCAGCGUUGGGUCAGGAUGGUAAGAUCUCGAGCAAGGAUACGCUCACGCCGACUUCGCUCAACGUCUUUCAACCGGACAAGAAGCGACGCAAUCGAGACGGUUACGCCGAUGGGGACUUGACGCUGCACAAGGAAUGCGGGGUGUCCGAGUUCAUUCGUUCGGUCGACCCGAUCGGGGUGCUCGGUCUGGUCAAUGAGAUGAAGUGGCGCACGGACGAGGAUAAGAAGUUGUUCAAACACCCUUUGACGACGCUCGAGAUCAAGGCGCUCGUACAGGAUCUCAAGGUGUUGGGCAAGAAGGAUUUCAAGACUUUGCUCAAGUAUCGCCUUGCCGUACGCGAAGACUAUGGUCUCGAGAAUAAAGGUGGGGAUGGGCAAGGGGGCAACGAGGGUCCCGACGCAACGGAGGAAGUCGAGGUCGAACCCCUCGACGAAGACGAACAGAUUGCUCAGGAACUGUCGAGGUUGUCCGCGGAAGAACAAUUGAGGCGCAAGAGGGAGAAGAGGCGCGCGAACGAGAAGAAGGCGAGGGAAAUUCAGAGGAUGCAGCUCAAUAUGGUCACGCCGAUGGAUAUCGGUUUGGAACGCCAGGACGGAGUUGAUGAUGCGGACGUCUUUGAUCUUGGGGAGGUUGAGGGGAAUGAGAAGGCCGGAAGGAGUGGGGUCCAAGGUCGGACGAUGGCGGAGGAUGUCAUUGAUGAGGAUGAGGAGGGUGAUGAAGAGGAUCAGGGCAUUAACGCGGCCCGGGCCAAGUUGUUGAGGAUGGCCGAGCAAUCCGCUGUGCCUAUGGACGAGGACGACGAGGACAACGAGGAACUCGACGAGGAGGAAAUUAAGAUGCGCCGCCUGGAACGAUCGCUCGAUACCGCUUACGACAUGUACCACCAGCACAAGAUGGAACGCGAUGCCAAGCACAAGGCCAAGGAGGAACGACGGAAGCGCGAUGCAAAGGAAGGUGGGGAAUGGCACGGCAUACAAGCCAAGGGGUCCGAUGACGAGGACGAUGAGGACGACGAAGAAGACUUUGACCCUGCACCGCAACCGAGCUCAGACGAGGAGGAUUCUGACGAAGAGGACAUGAAAGUCGAAGGGACGCUCGUCCCGACGACUAGCAAAAACGGCAAGCCCAAGUCCAAGGCGCUGUUGACCAAGUUGCAGCCCGUCGUUUCCGAGGAGAAGAAGACGGCCGAGAAGAGUCGAGCGGCGCAGAUGUGGUUCGAUCAACCUGUGUUCAAAGGGAUGCCGGGUUUGGACAAGCUGCUGAAUGGUGACGAUGACGAAGCAUCAGACGUCGAGGACGAGGCCUCGGUCGAGGCUAGUGACGACGAGGAUGGGGAAACGUGGAACGGUCUCGACUCGGCCGAUGAGGAGGAGGACGAUGAGGAGUUGGAUAGUGAGGAAGAUGAAUACUCGGACGAUGACUUUACGGGCGCUCGCGAGACGCACUUUGAGGACUCGGACAUGGAGGAGGAAGCCGACUUGAAGGCGCAGGAGGAAGCGGAGGAGCUCAAACGACAGCGGAUAGAAGGUGAGACGGGCUUUCAUUACUGUGGCCUAGGAGGCCUGAUCGAGUUACUUUUGCUGACACGCGGCAUUUUUCCUCCGUCUAGAAAUCGGCCUGACCACGGCCGAGGCCAUGACGCUGGCGCAGCAACUCGUCAACCGCGAAAAGACAAAGACGCAGCUCAUCGACGAGGGCUUCAACCGCUACACUUCGAACGUCGGAGGCGACGGCUUGCCUUCGUGGUUCCUCGACGACGAGCAACGCCACUUCCGCAACAACAUCCCAAUCACCAAAGAAGCGGUUGUGGCCCUGAGGGAGAAGAUGCGCGAACUGAACGCGCGGCCAAUCAAGAAAAUUGCUGAGGCCAAGGCGAGGAAGAAGAUGCGCACGAUCCGCCGCGCGGAGAAGAUGCGCGCCAAGGCGCAGGGCAUCAACGACGACGAGGAGAACGGGCUCACGGAGAAGGAGAAGGCCGCGAGCAUCGCCAAGGUCUUGUCCAAGGCCAAGUCGUCGGCGAAACCGACCAAGAAGCGCGAGAUUAAAGUUGUUGUCGCCAAAGGCGCCAACAGGGGGAUCAAGGGACGACCCAAGGGUGUCAAGGGGAGGUACAAGAUGGUCGAUCCGCGAGAUCGGAAAGAGGCGAGGGCGCUCAAGCGGAUCGCAAAGCGCGAUAAGAAGGGGGGAGGACGCAGGAAGAAGAACAAGUAG